AUAUGCAUCCUACUGAGGAAGAGUUUGGGCAAAGUCUGGUUGGGGGGUUGAGCCGAGCUGCGGUGUGGAAGCGAGGCUCCGGGGUUCUGUGUGAACAGUUGAUUGUGUAGCUGGAGAUGGGACACGGAUUCGGUGUUCGUGUCGAUUAGACGGGAGCAGUGGGAAUAGCUGUGUGUAGCUGUUUGGCGAGCAGCUGUGUGGAGCAGUGAGCGCGGUGCUGGGGAGAGUUAGCAGGCGGAGCUAGCGAGUUCCUCUGCCGCCGUUUCUUCUUCGGCAGCAUGAGCUGCUGCACGCGCACGCGGCGCUGAAGUUCAGCCCAGAGUGUGCAGGUCCGGAGAGAUUUCCCCAGAACCCACUCCGGGCCGGGCCGCUGUUACCGGGUUUAACUUCACUGGAGUGCGGAAUAUGAGUGAGAAUGAGUCACAGAGACACACUGGUUCAUCUGUUUGCUGGAGGGUGUGGUGGUACAGUGGGAGCCAUUUUAACAUGCCCGUUGGAGGUGGUAAAGACGAGGCUGCAGUCUUCCUCCAUAACGCUCUACAUCUCCAGCGUUCAGCUCAGCACGGUGAACGGAGCCACCAUGACCCGAGUGGCGACACCCGGACCCUUGCAUUGCCUCAAGGUGAUUUUGGAGAAGGAAGGUCCUCGUUCUUUGUUCCGAGGUCUUGGCCCCAAUCUCAUAGGAGUCGCCCCAUCGAGGGCGAUUUACUUUGCCGCAUACUCCACUACUAAGGAGCGAAUGAACAGCAUACUGAAGCCCGACUCCAUCCAGGUGCACGUGGUGUCUGCUGGCACGGCUGGAUUCACAGCCAUCACUGCAACCAAUCCGAUCUGGCUGAUCAAGACCCGACUGCAACUGGACGCCAGGAACCGUGGUGAGCGGCGGAUGAGCGCGCGGCAGUGUGUGCGGCGAGUGUAUCAGACAGAUGGUCUACGUGGGUUUUACCGCGGCAUGUCCGCAUCGUACGCCGGGAUCUCAGAGACGGUCAUCCACUUUGUGAUCUACGAGAACAUCAAACGGCGCGUUCUGGAGACCAGAGCAGCUACUCGCAUGGACCAAGAGAACGAGACUAAACGAGGCGCGUCCGACUUCAUGUGCAUGAUGAUGGCAGCCGCCACCUCCAAAACAUGCGCCACCUGUAUAGCCUACCCUCACGAGGUAGUACGGACCCGGCUGAGGGAGGAAGGCUCCAAAUACCGUUCGUUCCUGCAGACGGUGAGCGUGGUGUUCAGAGAGGAAGGGUUCAAAGCGCUAUACCGCGGCCUCGCCACCCACAUAGUGCGCCAGAUCCCCAACACGGCCAUCAUGAUGGCCACCUAUGAGUUUGUCGUUUACCUUCUCAACCACUAAACUCAGCCCACUGACCUUUAACCCUACAACCUGAACUUAUACACUUGCAAGGGGGAAAAGGCUUGGAUUUGGAAACGCUCCUCCUCUGUGUGUGUGUGUGUGUGUGUUGGAAAAAGACAUUUAAAAAAAAAAAAGGUGAAUGCACCAAUUUGGUGGGAGUUUUUAAAAAAAAAAAAAGACGGUGUCAAAGGUGUCUUCUCUUUUUAUGUAAAGCUGCUUCCAAAGGAGUCUUGUGUAAUAAUUAACACACUCAAAAGAUUCCUGAAGAAGGCCAUUGACUCUGUUUUAACAGUGCUUGUUUACCUUUCGCCAAAAUCAGCACGUUGUGGUGACUACAGUGUGUUUUUGUUUGCACUGACAAGAAAGCAGGAUGCAAAAUAAGAGACUUAAAAGUAGGGGAUGGUCAAAAAUAUGCAGCAUUGUGCCAUAUAGUGCCAUGUUUCUUGUUUUGUCGCUGCUCAGACUCGGGACUAUUUGGUCAAACCGAGAUUAAGAAAGAUGCCCUUCGAUGGAUACAGAAGCAGGAUGCUCCUGUUCGAACCCUGCAGCCGUGUGGGGAGAUUUAACAGGAUUGUGUGUGUGAAUAUUCUAUGUACAUAUUUCUGUCUGAAUGCUGGUGGGGUUUUUUUUUUUUUUUUUGGAAUAAAUGGUUGGUUUUACGUUAAUAUAUUACUAACACAUGAAAUGUGUUAAUGUGACCAAAUGUGACUAAGAACGUUUAAUUUGGUCUUAGAGAUGUUACUGAAGAUGCACCGUUCACCAAGUCGAUUAGCUGUUCGCAUGUUUGACCGUUUCAAGGUUUUCAGUGCAUCAGUAACAAACGUUCAUGUCUGGGCAGAUUUUGGUGCCAAAUACCUGUGUCCCAAAUUAAUUCAGUCAGCCAGGAUCCGUGGCGUGUCUAAUGGCCAAGUAAUGCACUUUGGACAUCUCAUUAUCUGUAGCCGCUUUAUCCUUCUACAGGGUCACAGGCAAGCUGGAGCCUAUCCCAGCUGACUACGGGCGAAAGGCGGGGUACACCCUGGACAAGUCGCCAGGUCAUCACAGGGCUGACACAUAGAC
Molecule: messenger RNA, 2410 nt
Organism: Neoarius graeffei (lesser salmon catfish)
Lineage: Eukaryota; Metazoa; Chordata; Actinopteri; Siluriformes; Ariidae
Product: solute carrier family 25 member 36-A-like
Exons: 7
Coding region: 416-1351 (311 amino acids)
Biological process (GO): pyrimidine nucleotide import into mitochondrion
Cellular component (GO): mitochondrion
Molecular function (GO): pyrimidine nucleotide transmembrane transporter activity
Source: RefSeq, a predicted model, not a curated record